AUGCAACGCGAGGUGAUCAAAUGGGUGCAGUCCCUAGACCUCUCUAGCCCUAUACGUAACCCGAAACGAGACUUAGCCAACGGAGUUUUGGUUGCCGAAAUUAUCUCGAGGUAUUGUCAUGCACGAAACGAUAAUAGUAACUGUGACAGCCCCCGUGUUGCUUUUUCGAUGACGGGUAUUCUCACAGGUGUCUCUGCCGAGAGUCGGCGUCAUAAUUGGAGCCUCAUCUUGCGCACUCUGCAGGGCAUGAAGUGUGAGACGGUAACGGCUCCGCUCGUGGAGGCCAUUCUCCGUCUGCAUCCAGGCGCUGCACAGAUCGUUCUUGAUAAUCUAUACAAGUUUUUCACCAAAAAAACACUCCCUAUGCCUUCAUUGCUUGCCUCACAUAGUGGGGCUAAGUGUAUGCGAGGGGGUGAAGAGGGCGCCUUGGUCUCUGAGGAAACAACAGUUAUGGCGGCUAAAUUAAUGGGAGUUGCUCGAAAAACACCAUCCCUGGGUAUAAUUCAUGGUACUGCGUGCCCUUCAUCCACAAUCGUAAUGCCGGAAUUUGAUGAAGUGUCAGCGGAGGGCACAAACGUUUCCCCCGGGGCGGCUGGCGAUCAUCUUAAGCUAUUCCAAAGCCCAGGCAAACAUGCCCACCGCUUGCAGGAACUCGUAGCACUUACGCGGAAUGCGGAGCUGGCAGCUGGUGCGUCUUGCCUCUCGCAACCAAGCUACACUCUUUACACUGCCUCGACGUUGCUGCGGGUGGCCAACGACGAUCGCCAUCAAGUGGCGCUGGAUCGCUCGAAAUAUGUGGAAGAUGAACGCACUUCUUGUGUAAGAAAUCGCAAGAUUGUCAAGCAACACGCUUCGAUUAGUCGAUUGAUUCGUACUUCUGAUGUGGCUAAGCAGAGAAAACGGCUAUCAUUUGGUACAAACAUACAGGAAGGAGGGGAGACGGCCACCACUACCACUACCAGUAUCUCACUCGCAAAGCACAUUCGUGGACGAUUCUUUUUGGUCUCGAAGAAACCAGCAAACCGAUCAUUCCAAAAACGCAGCAUACAAGAUCCUUUGCAUUCCUCUACUCCACAAAUGGGUUCAAAACACACUGAUAGUAGCGUAAAGGCCUCCUCGUUGUCGAAAUGCUCGGAGGAGGAAUCCAUCGCACUGUUUGAGGCGUAUGUAUGGUCUCUGCGGGAUGGGAUAUCGCAUGUACUGCGGGAUGUUCUCGCAGCUCAUGGUGUGCUUAACUUAUUGACGAGCCUCUCUGAUAUAAAUCUCAACACCGAUGACGAGUCCGUGCAGUAUGAUCUCUUUACUGCCUUGCUCGCAAACCGACAUGCGGUGCCGUCAGGCGCACUACAGGAUUGUUGGAGGAUACUUGGUUUCCAUGCCCCGGGAAUCGCCGCCUCAAUCCACGCCCAGCCAGACCAGUACUCCUACCUGGUUCAGGCCCUUUGCUUUAUGUUUUCAAGUGAAUCUGCCAAAGUUCCUCUACUGCACGUCUCAACCGGAGAGAUCCAAAACUCUUCGAAUGCACUACACAUCAAGCCAAUCUCCCUCUCUAUGAGUAAAGAGACGGGGGGGGCGUGUUCCCCUGAAGCACAAAGUUGCAGGGACUUGAAUCCAGCAGGCGACGUGGAGGAAGACACUCCAUCUGUGCAGGAAGACUCUCAUCAGUGCGAUUUGGUGCAGCGCAUAGCUGAUGCACUUCUUGGCUUCAUGGAUUCGGAUCCCACUAUCAAUUCGAUGCGGCAGCAGGCGGUAUGCUCCAACGAUCAGGCCCUCCACCUGGUGAAUUCUCUUAUAUUUCUUUGUCGUGUGGGCAGCUCACUUGCGACAGCCUGGUGGGAUAGCUUCCAGGGUGAUGAGGCUGAAGAGUAUGAGGCGGUUUAUUGCCCAUCCGAAAACGAUAUUCCAAUUUACGUAAUGUCAACCUACUUUCUUUCAGCUUCGCGGCGUGUGCUGCUAGAAGAAGGUACUCCAGCCGUUGUGGAGGCUGUUGCACGUGUCUUUGUGUCAACACUAAGUUUUCACUGCAAAAAGGAAGAGCCAUGCCUUGAAGAGAUGAUUAUCCAGAGCAUCUCAAAUGAUCCUCAAAAUGGUCAGGGAUCGGAUAGCAUUAAUGCAAGAAAAUUUUAUUCCAUUACGAGGAUACUCGGAUUUAUCGAGGAACAUAUCACACCUGCCUUUCAUUAUGAUAAUGGUACCCUAUCCAGCGCAGCGCAUGGGAGCAUUUCUAUCCACAAGCCAUUUGGAGGACGGAAAAGCUACUUCCGGUUCAGCCUCACAGUGUAUCAUAUUCUUCGCCGAUUACUUCAAAGCGGUUUUGAGGAGAUCACGGAAAGAGGUAAUGAUACUGACUUAGCUCAGCUAAAGAAGUGCAUUUCAUCUUUUGCACUGAAUUCACUGUGCGAGGAGACACUGGAGCAGCGCUGCGUGGGUGUUGCAUUCUUGAUUUUGCUCAUUUCUGUUCGCUCAUGGGUGGAGGAAGCCUUAACCCCGGCGAACUUUUCAGGAUCUAGCAUGUCUCCAUCAUCCAUUUUGUGGACUUUUGUUCAACCCUUCCUACGCAUGAACGUGAAUUCAGCUACACCCUAUGAUGCCGUCUCGGUGGAAGCGUACCUAGCGCCAACGCUGCAAACAUGGGAGCUGCGUGUUCUCACACUUGAGUUCUUUUCUCUGCUUUCUUUGCAGGUCGCCUACGUUUUUUCCACUAGGAAACAACGGGUUUCACAGGGUGAGUUAGUUUUGCCGCGUGCGGUGGUCGACGAGUCGGUAGCGAUAUCAAAAGAGAUGCCAGGCUUCUCUACCUCAGUUGAUCUACAAUCUUCUUUACAGGAUACGGUUGUGAAGGUUUUACUAAGCUUUAAACAAGGCCCUGAUAUUCAUAGACAACUUGCCCUGUCGAUUGUUGGGCGGCGUCUGCUACCGGACGUUCAUCCGCGUAUCGCUGGAGCUUGGGUCGAUCUUCUCUUAGAUACUGAACCGGAGGCACUUAGUCGUUCUCUUUUACCUUUGGGAGAUCAUCACAUGAGGCUAAGUAUACCAGGAGGAGGCGCGCGGCCGUUUUCGUUCUCAGAAUCCUGGAAUAACGAAAAAAAUGCACACUUGGAUCAGGAAACACAAGCUUCUGCAGAUACUUUUGCAUCCUCACCUUCAAUUAGUAUGCUUUAUGGAUGCAUUGAGCCGUGCUACGCGGUAAUGCCGCUAAACCAGACAUGGAAUGUUGGCGCUGUCGUGCACACUGUUUUGCUCUUGCUUCAACCACAAAAGAAAAUUAGUGAUGGGUGGCGCUCCGCAACCCCAUUUCAGAUUCUGCAGAUCCUCGCCGCUGCAGCAAUGAGCCCUCAAGAUAUUGAAGUUCAAGGUCGACAAUUGCUGAAGGAUUUGAAACUAAUUGACUUUUUCCUGCCCCCUUUGGGUGAAACCGCACAGUCAGAGGUAGCAAGGAUCCAGUUACAUAACCAGGGCAAUUCAAAUUCGAUGCGUGCGGAUCGCAGAGAGACAAACGAGCAGGGAGGACUGGAAAGGGCAGAGAUCAACGAGGGUGCGGCUGAUUUUUCAUUAACGCUUCGUAGUCUUGUGCAAACAGCGUCACCGCUGGAUCUCUCUGUGGCGAGCGGAGAUGGGGAUUCAUCAAAGUGGUUUACCGCAUCACCGACGACAUUGAAGAGCGCUUUGCAGGAAGCUGGUGCUGCUGGUUCGAUAGGUGCCGGUGGCGGGAAAGCACGAUCUCCAAUAUUUCGUGAUGCCAAGCAAGGGGUAUGGGAUGCGCAAGACGUGACAGCUGCUUUUUGGUGCGGAUCCGUAAGACACUUGGUUCCUUUUUUUGUCUAUCUCCUCCGACUUGAUGAUUUCCCCACUAUAAAUUCCUUACCAUGGAGUAGAAAAGGAACUGAGGAGACAAAUGAUGAGGAAGUUGACCAGAAGAUCGUUACUGCGGUGCUUCUGGCGAUAGUUCAUAAGAUUCUGGCAUCAGUGAACGUAGCUAGUACAAUGCGUGAUUUAUGUGAGGAAUGCAAACAUCCGGAUAUCUGCCGAAAAAUUCUAUCCUGGUUCCUUUGA
Messenger RNA from Phytomonas sp. EM1, 4053 nucleotides. Lineage: Eukaryota; Euglenozoa; Kinetoplastea; Trypanosomatida; Trypanosomatidae. The record is from the annotation of a GenBank genome assembly.